ACAUCAGGCAUACAUCUCUCACAAUCUGCUGCUGUUUGGGUUGCAGUGGAAUAGGAGGGUCUACGGUGCGGUGGAAGUGAAGUAGCAGGCGGGGUGGCAGUGGCACAGCAGUUGAAGGCAGGGCGGCACAGGAAAGGCGUGCGUACCGAAGGGACGCGUUGAUUGACAGUCGGAGGCACUGCGCCCCGUGCGGCACGCAAACGGAGCACGCUAAUCCCCCGUACUCGUCUCGUCAAAGGCAUCCCUGCCAGAUCAGCCUGGCGCAAAUAAAUGAGGCUUCAGCCAUCCAUUGGACUCGGCACUUGGAGUCUUCCUGCCGAAUGAACGAGAAAAAGGACCACGGCGGCUCUGCGACCCUGUCCCAUCCUCUUUACCUGUUCAGUCAGAACUGGUCACAGUGCUGGGCUAACGUGGCGUCCUAAAGUAUCCUGGAAACGGGUGUGGAUGGACAAAAAGGUCCGGUUGCACUUUGCAAUCUGUGCCAAAAGAAGAUUUUGUCGGUUCCUUUUUUUAAUGGAGUAAAAAGGACUGCGACUUUGCUUUCGGGAUCUUUUUUGGGGUUAAUUUUUGUUUUUUUGUUAAUUUCCACACAAUUGCGAUGCGUUUGUGAGUCAAGUUACACACCCUGGAGCCUGUAAGCACAGCUUUUCAUUCUUUCAAAUUGGAAUAACGGCCAGAUCAGGAGACACUCUCGGGAGGAAUUUUGGUGCGUAAUUUGUGCGGUGUGUGCGGUUGUUGAGCCGCAGAAGUAGUUGUGCCUCCCUUCUUUUUUCUUUUCUUUUCUACAUUUAUUCCCCAAUUUCCAUGGAAUAGGCUUAAGCACAGGUACAGACUUAUUCUCUGUCGCCUGGAACAAACAGGCGGAUCUGAUGCGCAGAUUCUCCGUAGGAUGGUAAAUGACCAAUGGGGAAUCAUGAACAGCUCUUCUGAACUCGAAGAUGGGACUCGGCAUAAAAACCAGACGUUCUGUGAGUGUGUGCCCAGCUCCUCCCAGCUCAAACAUCGCUGGUCAGACUCAGAAACUGCCAGGGAGACCCCGGCCAAGAGGAUGAGCUGCAGCUACCUUCUCUGCACUAUCCUGCUCUUUGUGGCUGUUUUGCUGGCUGUUACUGUAACAGGCACCAUCCUUUUUAUGAAUCACUACCAAGCCCCACCCAUGUCUGAUGGCCUACCUCACAUCUCGACCAAUCAGGAUGAAGCCAAUGCCCUGGUCACCGUUGAGAGAGGCGAUGGCUCUCGUAUCAACAUCUUCAUCGACCCAAACUGUCCUGACUACAACAGUAACUUUUUGCGCCUGGAAGGUGUGCAGACGUCACUGCUUCACUCACUAACCGACCACGACUCUGACCUGAAGUCUGUGAAAGGCCAGGAUCGGGCUCUUCUUGUCAGUCUGGCUGAGGAGGUGGCCAAGCUGUCAGCUCAUGCGGGACAACUGAAAAUGGACUACGAAUCCUUACGCCGGGGACAGGGCAGCCUUGGGCAAGACCUCAACACACUGCAGACGGAGCAGGGACGCCUCAUACAGCUGCUGUCAGACAGUCAAAUCAACAUGGUGAAGGUAGUGAACUCAGUGAGUGAUGCUCUUAACGCCAUGCAGAAGGAGAACGUGGGCCUGAAGGCGCGUGUCAAGGCCGACUUGCAGAGGGCUCCGGUCAGAGGGGCCCGUUUCAAGGGCUGCGCCAAUGGCUCACGUCCCCGUGACUGUGGUGAUCUGUACGCCAGUGGUCAAAGAGAGGACGGCAUCUACUCAGUGUUUCCUAUUCACCACCCCGCAGGCUUCCAGGUCUACUGUGACAUGACCACAGAUGGAGGAGGCUGGACGGUAAUCCAGCGCAGGGAGGAUGGCUCAGUAAACUUCUUCAGAGCCUGGGAGUCCUAUCGUGAGGGAUUUGGCAAGAUCACCGGUGAACACUGGCUCGGGCUGAAGCAGAUCCAUGCCCUGUCCAUCCAGGGGAACUAUGAGCUACGUAUCGACUUGGAGGACUUUGAAAAUAGCACCGCUUAUGCCCAGUAUGGAACCUUUGGAGUGGGCCUCUUCUCAGUAGACCCUGAUGAUGAUGGAUAUCCUUUGACUGUGGGAGACUAUUCUGGCAAUGCAGGUGACUCUCUGCUGAAGCACAACGGGAUGAAGUUCACCACCAAAGACCGAGAUAACGACCACUCGGAGAACAACUGCGCCUCCUUCUACCACGGUGCUUGGUGGUACCGCAACUGCCACACCUCCAACCUUAACGGCCAGUACCUGCGCGGCCAGCACACCUCCUACGCCGAUGGCAUUGAGUGGUCCUCCUGGACUGGCUGGCAGUACUCUCUCAAGUUCUCCGAGAUGAAGAUACGACCUACCCGCGAUUCAGAGAAUAAAUAAGCUAGACAAGGAGAAAGUAGAAAAAAAAGAAGACCUUUUUUUAAAACCACAAUUUCUGACAGCUAGGUGGAGUUACUUGUCCUGAUAUAGUUUAUUCACUAAAACAUACCUCCUUUGAGUUUAUUUGACUCUGCUGUUUGCCCAUUGUUCCUUUCUUUGAAAAAAAAAUAAUAAUAAUAAUGCAACCAUCUUUUUUUUUUUUUAUCAUUCACUUCACAAAAACAGCAAACCAUAGCUUCGAACCCACAGUCCACUGCGCUAGCUUUAUUCAGUCUGACAUGGUGGUCCAAGCAUCGCCUGCUGGACCACACCAGUAAUUCACUCCUGACAUGUAACUCUGACCUCACAUCUGUGCUGACAUGGCACUUUGAUUGUGGUUCAGUCUCACUGCCCCUUGCUGUUUAAUAUAUGAAUAGAUAGAGUUGCUCCAAAUAUAGUAGAAACAGGCAAACCUUUCACAAAAUAUGGAAAGGAGAUACAAAUUCUCUGCAAAGGAAGUCCAAAGUUUCACCAGUGAGAAGGGACAGUGCAGUGGUACACAACGUCACAUUUACAUCCUUGAUCUGUGUGAAUGAGACCCAGCAGGGUUGUGGCAAAAAAGUGCGGGGCCGCAGAUAAUAAGAGGGAGACAGAGACGAAGAGAGUGAGGAAACCAUUUGACAAGACUUAAUUUAGUCAAAGGAAAGGGGGGCAGAGUGAAUCAAAGGGGAAGUGAGGAAGUGGAAGAAGAGGUGUAAAAAGGAUGAAAAAGAAAAAUGAGAAAAAGAACAAGACAACGGAGGAUCUCAUUCAUCUGACUUGGGCCAUUAGGGAGCAUAUUGGGCACUUUGUCUGAUCUGCCUGCCAGCUGAGUACUGGCCAACUGAUGCAGCACUCACAGAUGGUAACCCAGCACUUUGUGUGUUUGUGUGUGUGUUUGCGUGUGUGUGUGUGUGUGUGUGUGUGUGUGUGUGUGUGUGUCUACAACAGAGAGAGACAGACAGAGUUCUCUAACAUUAUCAAUUUCCUGUCAUGAGUUCAGUAGAGCAUCUCGACUGACAACAAUGUUUAGCACAGAUGGACUAAAUAUGAUGCAUGGCUAGCAUACCUUCACACUCUCCAUUUUAAGUAGUUAACAUGAAAUAACAAAGCCUGUAAUGUAUGUUGAUAUAAUAGGAAGGAAAAGACAUUGACAACUAUUGGAGGAGACCAUCGGGAUCACAGAAUGAAAGAGGAGUAAAAGACUGCCUCAUACCUUCCCCAGUCGAUAUUGUUUCUUGGACCUGUUGAGGAAAUAUUACAUGUUUUUGCCCCCAUUCCCACCUCUUUGUUUUCUCCUCUGUUUUGUAUUAUUUCUCUUUUUCUGGUUAUUGAUUAUAGGAUAUAUUUGUGUGACACAGUUUCACUUGUCAUGCAAAGGCUGAGAAAGUUGCUGUAAAUUAAGAUUUUACGCUUUCAACUGCUGUCUUCUGAGUAAGUCUUAUGGCAAAAACAAACAAAAAAACACAAAGGCAGGAAAUAGUGCAAUCCUCAUUUUCCAUCUCUUUUUUUUUUUUUUUUUUUAAGUCGGUGGAUCAACUUUUUCACUUUAUCAAGUUCAUUUGGAUGUACUAAAAGCUUUAAAAAAAAUAUCUGUAGAAAUUUUAUUGUACAGUGUGUGUAUGACCUUUUAGAGCAUGUAAAGCUGUUUUCUUACUAUGCUAAAACACAAAGAAUACUCAAGCACAUGGACUCUUCAAAAUCCACUGAAAAAAAGAAGGAAAAAAGAAGUAAAUGAAGUGAAUCAAGAAGUAUUUAAAGAACUUUUUCCCUUCCUCUACCUAAACAACAAGCGGGAGGGCCCGUGCUGCUCUGAAGGUUGGAUGUGAGUGAAGAGGAGGACUGAGAUUAUCCCUAAAGCACAUGCCGGUUCAGAUCUGCAGCACAAAUAUAAAUCUUUUACGGAAGCACAACGAGAGAGAUUUUAAACCUCCAGGCACAUUAGCUGCCUUGCUGGACAUAUGUGAUCUUUCUGACAUCUUGGCUUUGGAAAGUCCUGGCAGACAGGAGACAGUUUUGAAUGUGUGCUGAAGGGUGUUGCCCUCGCUGACAGUUUGUUAAUGUGUAUAGCACUGAAAACAUCUGUGAAUUUGUCAUCACUGGUGCUAGGAAGGAUCUCCCACUGCUGCGUGCGUCUCUGCAGCACCUCGGCUGUGCACAUACAGCUACUCGUCAUGUCUCGUGGACUGCUGCCACCUCUUCUUCAACAUAAAAGCACAGACACAUGUUACAAAUACUUGCUGGUGUUAUUAAGGAACAGAGUAUGAGGUUUGAUAAUGUCAGAGGAAGUCAAUAUUGUAAUGUAUAAGAUCACUCAAGAAGAAGGAACCUGACUCCAUGUGAACAUGUUUGUGUCUCUGUCUUAGAGAGAGAGAGAAAGUGUGUGUGUGCGCGUGUGUGUGUGCGUGUGUGUGUGUGUGUGCGCGUGCGUUUGUAUGUGUGUGUGCGUCUGCACAUGGGUGCGUCUGCACAUGUGUGCGUCUACAGUGUCUCUGUGUGUACACAUAUAUGCACAUGCUUUGGUUUGUACAUGCCGAUGUGCAUGAGCCAGACGACGGGAGGCUGAGUGCGUCUCUCUGUGGAAUUUUGCAGUAAUGUGAUGCUUAUGUACAACUUGCCUCCCCUGCUAUUUGUGUUGAUAACAGAGAGAUUUACAUAACUAUAAUGAACUAUUACUCAUUGUGAUCGUGAACCCAUGAGUGGACACCACCUCUGGUACUGUGUUGAACUGCGCUCGUACCCCAAAACCCAGAGAACCCCCUCCCAAAACCUUGAUUCACCUCCACGCGCCAUGUUGUGCUCACUGUAUAUGUUGAUGCUACCCCUUGUUAUUUAAAUGUAAAGUAUUAUUUGCCAUGCCCCUUUCUCUGUUCAUUUUCAGUGAAUGCUUUUUAUAGCCCCUCUCUCCGCUGCAGCUUACAAAGUCACCAACUGAAGAGCUGAUAAAAGAGUGAAAUCAGAGUUUCUAAUCAUUCCCAGUUAUCCCGCUCAUUACGGUGCAUCAGCUCUCCCUGAUCGAUCCCCCAGGUCCCCAAAUCUUUCUUACUGUGUACCUCCUUAAUUGCCUUAGCCUCUGCUGCCAAUUCCCCCUCACUCCAUAGCUUCUAAACUCUCCUCCUCUCCUCCUUUACAGCGCCCGUCUCCCUGCCUCUCUGUAUUGCUCUGCUUUUUGCUCCACUCUCCUCUCCCCUUAGUCCUCCCAUUCCUUUCAGUCCCCGCGCAGAACUAACUGUUUUCUUUUUCUUUUCUUUUUUUGGUGAAGUACUAUAGAUUGUUUUGCUGACUCUUGAUACUGUGUUUUAAUGUUCUUGUCAACAUUUAAUAAACAUUCACAUUUUAUAAAUGGG
Molecule: messenger RNA, 5730 nt
Organism: Etheostoma spectabile (orangethroat darter)
Lineage: Eukaryota; Metazoa; Chordata; Actinopteri; Perciformes; Percidae
Gene: fibcd1b
Product: fibrinogen C domain containing 1b
Exons: 8
Coding region: 890-2365 (491 amino acids)
Source: RefSeq, a predicted model, not a curated record